AUGGAAGUAAGUCCAAUAUCAUUGAGUAAGAAGAAGAAAAAGACUGCAGAUGCCAGUGAUUCUGUUGGUCAUUCUGAAGUUCACAUUGACGCAGUUACGGGUACUGGGGACAAUGCGCAAGAGCCAAGUAGUAAUGUUGACCAGCUAUCAAGUGCCCCAAACAAAGUAGAAUACACCGACGAAUUGAAUAAAUUGGGUAGUCCAAACAGUGGUGAUGUCCAAAAAGUUGGUUUUGAAAAAGAUUCUGAAGCAGAAAGUAAGAAUUAUGCUUUGUCUUUUGAGACUGAUGUAAAUCAAGCAAAAUCGGUACAAACCAACGAAAGCGACGACGAUCUGAACGAUACCGCAUCAGUAGGCAAUGAUGAUUUGGUGGAGCGUGAAGAUGUCUCCUCAGUAGAUAUUGUUGACAAUAACAAUGAUAAAGGAGAAGAAGAAAAUCAUGAAGAAGAACACGAAGAAGAUGACGAUGAUUAUGAUCCCGAGAGUUUAGAUGAUUUGGUGACGGCAAAAUCCAAAUCUGUGACACCAAUAGUAAAAACUGUAAGGUUCAAGGAGGGCCGAGAAGAAAUCGAGCCUAGCCCCAAUGGUAGUGAAGAAGAUAUCAGAUUAGGCAAUGAUGAUAAUGAUGAAGAUGAAGAAGAUGAUGAUGAUCAUAGUAAUGAAGAUAAAUACGAGGGUGGCAAAGGCAAUAAAUCGAUAUUGUCAUCAUCGCCAGAAAUUGUAGCCUCGUCAAACGCACCACCCUCUUCUUCAGAGCAAAGUGGACAGAGUAGAGAGAUGCAAAUGAUUAAGGACUUGUAUGAUACUGUACUUUUGGCCGAAACUGAGAAAAACCCCAACUUUGGUAGUUUGUCACCAUUUGAGCAGUCACAAAUUCUUCUGAAGGAAAUGGAGAUUAAGUGUGCAGAACUCCAGGAUUCUUUUAACAACUACGAUCAAGUAUACUCUUACAAUAAACCAUCAAGCAACAUAAGAAAUUCCAUUCCACUAAUACCAGUUAAUGAAUUUUGCCGUCGUCCUAACAUAACAAUCUCACCAACUAGAGAAGAAGAAUCAGAAUACAAGGAAUUCAUUGAACGUGAAAACCGUUUUACAAGAUUGCAAGACUGGGACGACUAUCCUGACAAACUGAGACUAUUUGUAGGUAAUUUACCGGCAAACACCAUUUCCAAGCGAGAUUUGUUUCGUAUAUUCAACAAGUAUGGCGAGGUUGAGCAAGUGCUUAUCAAAGGUGGUUAUGGGUUUGUACAAUUCAAGACCGCUGAUGCUUGCGCCGACUGUGUUAAAGGCGAGAGUAAUGUUCCAUUACAUAAUAAAUACUUGAGAUUUGAUCCGUCAAAGCCGUUAAAACCCAAGGCAGCCAGUCACAGAGAUGCAAAUAACGCCUCUAUAGCUUUAGACGGAAGAGGGCGUGAAAGAGAAGCACAACAACAACAACAACAACAACAACAACAACAACAGCACGAGAAUGAAAAAGAUAGUACAGCCCAGAAAGUAGAUGACCCGGAAAAAGGAGACAUAGAAGAAGAAGAAGAAGAAGAAGAAGAUGAAGAUGAUGAAACAAGCACUCGAAAAAAACAGAAAUUAAAUCGUGAUUGUAUUAUCGUGAUAACUGAUAAAUCAUCAAUUUCUUUUGUUCGCAGAGUGCAAAAGGCUAUUGCCAAUGCUCGUGUUACAUUCGAUCUAGAAGAUGUGGCACAACAGGAUCUAAGCGACGUUUUGAGCGAGGCAGCAUACUCAGGUGUUCUUGGUGUAUGUGUUGUGAAGGAGAAUAAGGUGGAUGUACAGACGUACGAGGAAAACGACGAAGGCGAAAUCAAAUUUGACGAAUAUGCUGAUAUCGAGCCUGAGGAGGCUAGUGAAGUAUUGAAAGCUGCAAAACAUCAGCAAUAUGGCGACAAUCUACCAGCAUACGAAUUUGCCGAUUCUAAACAGCUAAAUACUGCUCAGAAAGAUCGAAAUGAGAAUCAGCGCAACAAUCAAGCUCAUUUUGGUCGUAAAAACCAAAUGGACAGACAACAGAAGCACAGUCGUGGCGAUCGAAACCAUGAUAGUGGUUUUAAACAGAAUCAUAAUCAAGAUUGGAAGCAAAACCACGACCAAUUUCUGCAAUACUCAAACCCGCAGCAACAAUAUCCUCUGUUUUCUAGUGUUCCAAGUGUUUCAGGUGUUGCUGUUGGUCCAAACUCAAUGUAUGCUUCAUCUGUAUCUGCCAUGCCUGCCCAGAAUAUGCAGCCCCUGCUGGCUUUCCAAUUUGGCUCACCACAGAUAGCGCCAUCUUUUAAUCAGUUUGGAUCACAGCCUCAUACUCAACCUGACUCGAAUAACUUGAUGCAGAUGUUGCAAGGACUAAAUCCAAGUCAAGUUCAAAGUAUGAUUAGCAUCUUGCAACAACAAAAUCCGCAAGAGACUACUUCGUUCAUUGCUCCUCAACAGCAACCAGCGCAACCACAAACAUAUAGUCAGCCUAUAACACAAUCGGCUCAUCGACCAAUGCAACCAAUGCAACCUAUGCAACCACAACCACAGCCAUAUAGCCAGUCUACAACGCAACCAGUGCAAUUACAACCUUAUGGUCAGUCUCCGCCACAACCUCAACCUUAUGGACAAGUUCCAAAGAUAAAUUACAAUGAGGGUGGCCAUAUUGGACGUCGGGGCGAUAGUAGAGGAGGACGGAGACCGUCUGGACCCAAGCGCCAAAACCAUCGUCGUAACAACUAUGGUGGAACCUUAAAUGGGCAACUACCAUACGGAAAUGUACCACCACCCAGCUAUGGAGGAAUAGGAGGAAGUAACAGUGCCGGAUACCAACAUCCCCGGAAACAACAGGAGGAGUUUCUAAAGCAGCAAAAACAAAAACAAAAUCAGCAGCAACAACAACAACUACAACAGCAACAACAGUCACCUCAAGAUCAAGCAAAUGCUUUACUUUCUCACCUACAACAGGGGUUGAACCCAUACUCACAACAGUAA
Lodderomyces elongisporus is the source of this 2973-nucleotide messenger RNA. RefSeq names its product Nab3p (gene NAB3). Gene Ontology annotation, molecular function: RNA binding. Lineage: Eukaryota; Fungi; Ascomycota; Pichiomycetes; Serinales; Debaryomycetaceae. The coding region runs from base 1 to 2973 and encodes 990 amino acids. The record is from RefSeq and is a predicted model, not a curated record. The transcript has a single exon.